AUGGCCAUGGAUCAAAAGAGCCAGAGUGCAGAGCCUGGAAGAGAUGAAGCCGGUGUUAAGAGAGCCCCGUGCGGCCUGGGAUCACGUGAGAGUGCUGUGGAUAAAACUCAGAGGGAAAAAGGUGAUGAUCACACAUUGCUGUCCUGUGUGAAAUUUACCAAAUCACAGGACAAGAAAGAUGUUAACAAGUAUACAAGGAAAAGGGAGGAACCGGAUGCUAGACCAGACUCUCCCUGGGAGCCCAGGGGUAGAAGCAGCACUUCAAAUGGGCACAUCUUGGAAAACACAGUGUCUUCUUAUGAAGCUGGACUUCCAGUGUGGAAGACCUGGCAACCUUUUCCAGAAAAUGCACUCUGGACAAGGGCUGAUUUCCCAAUUGCCCAAGGAGGAUACUGGGGCGGAUGUUGCUCCUGCAGUCAUCAUCUGAGUCUCAAGUCUUCUUACACCGAUACGGAUCUCUUCAAUACAUGGCGCAGCAGCAGUUUUGGGAAUUUUGAUCGCUUUCGGAAUAAUUCCAUAUCAAAAUCUGAUGACUCAACUGAGGUUUUAGAAGGGGAACUAACAAAUGGAAGCGAAGAACAAAAUAAAACUUCAAAUACUGGAGGAAAUCUAGGUAAAAAAAUGAGGGCUAUUUCAUGGACAAUGAAGAAAAAAGUGGGGAAAAAAUACAUCAAGGCCCUUUCUGAGGAAAAGGAGGAGGAAAAUGGAGAGGAAGCCCUCCCAUAUCGUAACAGUGAUCCCAUGAUUGGAACACAUACAGAGAAGAUCUCUCUCAAAGCCAGCGACUCAAUGGAUAGCCUCUACAGUGGGCAGAGCUCAUCAAGUGGAAUAACAAGCUGUUCAGAUGGAACGAGUAACAGGGACAGUUUUCGACUGGAUGAUGACAGUCCCUACUCAGGGCCAUUCUGUGGCCGUGCCAGAGUGCACACUGAUUUCACACCAAGUCCCUAUGACACCGACUCCCUCAAAAUCAAGGAAGCAGCUCCUAAGAGAAUAAAGGCACAGCGAAGCAGUAAAAGAGAGAGCACCAAGACUCUGCAGGAGUUCCUGGAGCAGAUUCACCUGCAGGAAUAUUCUUCAACACUUCUGCUCAAUGGUUAUGAGACCCUGGAAGACUUGAAGGACAUUAAAGAAAGUCAUCUUGUUGAAUUAAACAUUGCCAAUGCAGAAGACAGGAUGAGGCUACUCUCAGCUGCUGAGAGUCUCCUGGAUGAAGAAACCAACGAAGAGCAAGAAAAUGAACCUCUGCCUUUGUCCUUAAGACCAGACAUCUUAAGUAAGUCACAGUUAGAUGACUGCCCAAGGGACUCUGGCUGUUAUAUCUCAUCAGAAAACUCAGAUAAUGGCAAAGAGGACCUGGAGUCAGAAAAUCUACCUGACAUGGUACAGAAGAUGGCCAUCAAUGAACCCAGUGUCUGAACACAGGCUCCCAGCUCCGGAUCUGCAGCAGAACUCCAUUGGAACUGUUCAUCUGCUACAAGAUCAAAGGGAAUUGUUCCACAGGCAACCCAGAGUACAAAGUAUUCUAAUAUGAAUGACUGCACAUAAAAGUUUAUAUAUCUAAAUUCCCAUUGAGUGUGCAUACAAUGCAUAUUUGUUAAAUACUAUGUGUUAAAAUUUAUCUGUCAAAAAAAAAAGAGUUCCUCUGUCUAUACUAGAAAAAAGACAAUGCAAGAUACCAUGCCUGUGCAUGUAUAUGCUGUUCUUGCAUUUAUUUCGUAAGUGUAAAAAUAUAGUCAUGAAAACUGUGUAUUUAUAAAUAUAUUAUUGAAUACAUUUUUGAAUACAUUUCAGCUGAACUGAUUUCCACAGGCUGCAUAACACUCAUUGUUUUUAAUUGCUGGAAAAUGUAGGCUGAGAUUAGAUUUUUUUUUCUGAUCAAAGGUGGAGUUUUAGUAACAAUUUUCUGUUUAUUUCUUCACUCUGUUCCUUGAUUUGCAGAGAGUUAACCAUAUACUUCCUGUUUUGAUUUAGUAAAAAAUAAUUAUAGAAUGUUUUAUUUUAUAUGUAAAUAUUUUUAA
This is a messenger RNA of Cricetulus griseus (Chinese hamster), 2021 nucleotides long. The record is from RefSeq and is a predicted model, not a curated record. Lineage: Eukaryota; Metazoa; Chordata; Mammalia; Rodentia; Cricetidae.